AUGCACAACGCCACUGGCACUGUCACCAGCACCGGCACCCAUCAGCAAGAUGAAGGAAAACCACGCUCGUCGACUGAUAAAACCCCCAUUCUUACCCCGGAUCCCGCUUUUGAUCGACUGCCUGACGAGAUCAUCCAACAGAUUCUACAGCUUACUGACCCCGACUCCUUUGCUUCUCUCAUCCUCCUCAACUCGAAAUGGCGAUCCGUAUCCCAGCAGGCCCAACUCUAUGCCCUCCACCUCUCAAGAUGCCAGUCCUACUCCGCGAGCCAUCCUCCCCUCCACGAGGCCGACGUCAAGGAUGAAGACCUGCCGCGCCUGAGGCGCUUGUUCGCCAAAGAAGUCAAGCGCAACCUCUUCGAAGCCUACUUGCGGCCGCGCGAAACCGUAAUCAAACUUAUAUCCAACUCCAUCAGCUCCUCGUCGUGUCCCGGCGGCGAAGGAAUGCAGUUCAGCCCGUCUCCCCGCGGCCACCAUGUCCUGGCCUACAAUUCGUCGCGUGUUUAUGUUCUCGACGUACGGGGGAAGGAUAUAGACGUCAAGAGGGAAUUCAAGAUACUGCGUCGGCCUGUUUCCACCUGCAUCAAGGACGAUGGCUCCAUGCUGGCUGUCCUGUCUUCCGAGAUGCAAGUAGACCUCUACGACCUUGAGCAGUCCCCGCCUCGCCGCACCCAGUCCUUGAUCUUGGAUAACCCACCGCGCACCAUUGCGCUCUCUCCCUGUGGUUCUGUUCUUGCUGCUGCUUACGAAGGAGGCAUCGAGGUAUCCUUGGUCAACCCGGGCGCCCUGCCCACGGACAGGAGAGCGGUCAAAUGCGAUGGAGUUGACGCCCUGUCCUUCUCCUUUGAUGGCACUCAGAUUCUUGGAACCACGGUCCACUCGUCGCCGCCUGCCACUGUCAUUCUGACCGCCCCUUACUACGACCCUGGCAACCAAAUGGCCGACGAUAGCAUCAGUGCGCUCUGGACGACGUCGAUCCUGUUUCCUAACACGAGCCGCGAUUGCAGUCAUGCCGUGCUUCUGCAAGACUCGGGCCAAGAGGAAGCGAGCUGGACCUUUACCUAUGACCGCAGCUUCGAGACUUUCAGAGCUGUACGCAUUGACGAUCUGCGGAACGGUACGACCUACUUUACCGGACCCAAACCCGACCCGGGCUCGCAGGCCAAGCUUACACCCUGCACUCUGCCUACGGCCACCUUUCACGGAGACCUCGUCAGCGCCGGAUUCCAGGGGAAGGAUAUCUGGCUGUACGGUGUGCCGGAAGAUCUCGAUGCUGUGCCCGAGGUCAACGCUGCGGGGCUUGAUGGCUUGUCGGUCCUGUCCGGACACGGACGGAGAAGCAGCGGACCUCCGUCGCGUUCGCCAUCAUCUCGGGCGCAAGAAAACCCUCGGGUACCACAGUGGCAAGUGCUAUGCGACAAGCUGAGAAACACCUUCGUCUGGGGCGCCAAGAUUGCAGAGCUUGAUGGUGUCAGCACGGUGAAAUGGGUCGCUGGCUUUGGGGCGACAUCGACACAGGAGCGUCUGGUCGUCGCAGCUCGCGGUAUCUCACCUGGGAAGUCCAUUGUAGAAGAGGAUGACAUUGAUUUCAUCGACGGCGGGAGGAUCAUCCUCCUUGACUUCGACUACAGCCUUGACGAUGGCCAAAGGACAGAGAUUGAGAUCGAGGUGGGGACGAAGGAGCCCGAGAUUCUCGAAGAGGAACAGAGAGAUAUAGACGCCGAGGUGGCCAUCGUACGCCGCAGAACAGUGGCUCAAAGGCGCGGAGACCGUGGCGCCUUGAUGCGUGCCGCUACAACUGCGGCCAUUCGGGGAAACCCCUUGCCCCCGAUGCCUUCUAUGCCGCCCAUGCCACAGUCUAGAGAGGAGCCCGAAGCUAGAAUCGAAGACGACGACGAUGAUGACGACGAUCCGCUCGUUCCGAGACGCAUUGGGGCACCGCCGCAGAUCAACGUUCAAGAGCCAAUCUCGUCUUUAACUCCACAAGCAGGCGAAACUGCUUCGAUGAUUGAGGACGAGGAGGCCGAGGAAGCCGUGGAAGCCCCCUACUCUCAUGAUGGGCCCCGGUCUACCAACACUCUGCGUCGCGCAGCCACCGCUGUCGCCAUAAACCGAAGCCGCAAUCCUCAAGCGCCCGCUGCCGGACCGGUAGAGUACCGGCGAGCGGAUGGUCGACGCGAGCACCCGCACGAAAGUGACGCGGAUAACUGGGUCCCACCACCACCCCCGUACCAAAAAGAUGAUCCGGGAGACUUGCCUGCAUUCCUGCGCAACGCCAUCAUCACGCCGGGGGGCGUGCGGAUUCAGAGCCAGCCGACCCGGAUUCAAACGGCCGCGCCGGCCGUGGGGGUAUCGACUUGGCCCCUUCCAGAACGGCCGGCCCCUGCUCAGACAACAGACCGUCCACUGAGUUACCACGAGCCUGUUGCCAGCCCGUCGGCGAAUGCCACUCAUCAUCUUCGCAUUGCGAGCGACACGACGCUAUUGAGCCGCCCGCGCACCGCAGAAUCGGCCAGCCCAAUGUUCAGCCCACCUGCUGAUGUUGAUGCCAAUGACGAUAUCUACGACGUCUCACCACCGGAGACACCGUGCGUGGCUGCAACGAGGCCCAGCGAUGCUGAUGCCAUUUCACCCGAAGGCCAACGCACGGCCGGCGAGUCUUUGGCGGUUCAGGCGUCCAACAAUGACGCUCUGCAAGAUUCUCAGGCAGUGGCAGCAAAAGAUUCGUCCGUUGCUUUGGCAGCCCUGCAGGCACAGUCACCUCCGUCCUUGGGCCUGCAAAUACCGUCAAGCACGUCUCCGAACGCUGUGGCAUCAGGGCAGCCUCAACCGGAAUCCGCUGCCGAUGUACCGUUGGUGAGGCGUCUAUCCAACGCGCAAACGUGGCCAAGGUCUGCUCUGCCGCUGGACGGUCCUCACCUGCAUCCAGAGAGUGUGGCUUUGAGUAGCUUCCCAUAUUCUGCUCCUCCGACUAACGCAGGAGCUGAUGAGAUCAUGGGGGCUGCGUUACCGGCCCCUUUCAGGGCGAAACAACCGGUUCUUCCCCAGGGCAGUGAGCAGCUGUCCCCGUAUCGGCCUUGGUCUGGCAAUUUCAGCUCUGUUCAGCGUGUCCCAGUUGGCAGUCGCAGGCCCGGUUCUCGACGAGCAACUGUACCACAACCCGCCAUGCAGCCUGGGUCGCAGGCUGAGGUGCCAGACGGCCUGUCGCUCGAGGACCAGCCGCUGAUCAUCAGUACGCCUAGUGGCGUAACGGGGGCAUACGACGCGCCUACGCGUCAGCAGUCGAAUCGAAGAAGCGAAAUGCCACUGUUGGCUCCCAUUCCUCGUCACCCACGCCCGACUCAGCCGGGCCCGCACGUGGAACGCCUGGAGACCAUUUACAGUGACAACACUGACGCGGAGGCAUCUGGCAGCAGAAGCCUUAUUCCGGCGUGGUUGCAAGCGCCGCCGACGCCGUCUGCGGGCCGACAGUCACACUCAUCGGUAAAUAGAAGGCCCAGUCGUGCUGAGCGAAGUGCGGCCAAGAACAUCAAAGAUGCCAAACGACGGGGCUGGAACGGUACAAAGAAGAAGUCGAAGAGCAAAAAAGUUGAUCACGAGGUUGCCAGCUCCGCUGGGUGGACGGAUGUUUCCGCGGCUGGCGGAAACGGAAUCCAUGGCAAGUCAGAAAAGGAUAAAAAGUGUGUUGUCAUGUGA
This is a messenger RNA of Colletotrichum graminicola M1.001, 3696 nucleotides long. Its product is annotated as F-box domain-containing protein. The transcript is spliced from 2 exons. NCBI's taxonomy places the organism in Eukaryota, Fungi, Ascomycota, Sordariomycetes, Glomerellales, Glomerellaceae. Gene Ontology annotation, molecular function: protein binding. Bases 1 to 3696 code for a protein of 1231 amino acids. The record is from RefSeq and is a predicted model, not a curated record.